AUGUAUCUACAUUUAGGCUCUCAAGACAAUCAUUCUCUGCUAGUAAACCUUGGCAAAUAUGGUCUACAGUGGACAUCUACAGGGCACAAGGGUCCAAUCAACUGCCUGUCCUUUACAGAAGAUGGAAGUUACCUGGCUAGUGGAAGUGAUGAUGGCCAUGUCCUUGUUUGGGCACUACAUGAUGGCAGUCUCCUCCAGUCCAUGAAGCCAAAGCAGGGUCCUGUUGUGGCUAUCAAGUGGUUUGCAGGGGGCCCUCCCCAUGCUGAACCUACCACCAAAGUGUGCUACCUCCUUUCUGCUGGUGCAAAUGGUACAGUGGUUGCAUGGCAUUUCAAUAUGACAUUGGCAUUGUUUGAGUGGGCACAUAUGAAAACUGUUUUUGACUCUGCAAUUGAUGAUGAUGCGCCUGCUCCAAGUGUACCCUCCACUGUCUCAAUCCAGACUGCUUGUGGACAAGCUGAACAAUUAUUUGAUCUAGAUGGAAAGACUGCCAUCACAGGCAGUGACAAUGGUCAAGUGGUAAUCUGGGAUAUUUCUACUGGGCAACAGAUCUUCAUGUUGUACAAGUUGUCAAUGAAGGUCAAGUAUCAUGCACUGCAGUUCACAAAGCAUUACAUUGCCAGUGGCUCCUUGGAUGGUAGUGAAGAGCAGCCACUCCUAUGGUUAUGGUCCACUGAGGUCAGUAUCACAAGUUACAGAAUAGACAUGCAGUUGCAAAGGAAACAUCUAUGA
Pisolithus orientalis is the source of this 732-nucleotide messenger RNA. RefSeq names its product WD40-repeat-containing domain protein. Lineage: Eukaryota; Fungi; Basidiomycota; Agaricomycetes; Boletales; Pisolithaceae. The transcript has 10 exons. The coding region runs from base 1 to 732 and encodes 243 amino acids. The record is from RefSeq and is a predicted model, not a curated record. Gene Ontology annotation, cellular component: nuclear pre-replicative complex. Gene Ontology annotation, biological process: rRNA processing; DNA-templated DNA replication. Gene Ontology annotation, molecular function: protein binding.